Anolis sagrei ordinatus is the source of this 1772-nucleotide messenger RNA. RefSeq names its product zinc finger DHHC-type palmitoyltransferase 4 (gene ZDHHC4). NCBI's taxonomy places the organism in Eukaryota, Metazoa, Chordata, Lepidosauria, Squamata, Anolidae. Gene Ontology annotation, biological process: peptidyl-L-cysteine S-palmitoylation; protein targeting to membrane. Gene Ontology annotation, molecular function: protein-cysteine S-palmitoyltransferase activity. Gene Ontology annotation, cellular component: endoplasmic reticulum; Golgi apparatus. The record is from RefSeq and is a predicted model, not a curated record.
GGAGGCUUCAGGAGUGCGUGACGUCACGAGGCACCAGUACGCAGGCGCUGGAUUGAUUCUGUCCCCGCCGGUGUCGCCGCAGAAGCGUUCGCGUCGCCACGGCAACCAAUUUAAAUACAGGACGCUCUAGGUGUGGUUUCUAUGUCACUUCCGCUGCCAAGAUGGCGGCGCCAAAGGGGAAGCUGAAAGCUGCAGUCCCGCUUCGUUGCUAGGAUGGAUUUCCUGGUCCUCUUCCUGCUUUACCUGGCACUGGUCCUGCUCAGCCUCCUCCUGCUCUGCAUCUAUUCUGCAAGGAAGCAAAGCUUCCCCUCAAGAUAUUUCACUAGAGUCACACAGACCAUUUCACAUAUAAUCCCAGCCCAGGUUCAAGGAGCUGUUCAUAGGGUGCUUCAUGGACUCUUCUAUUCCAGGCUAUUUGUGGCCCUGCACCUGGCCCUGGAGGUUUUGGUGUUUGGUGAAUUCACCUGGGAAGUGUUUGGCUAUUGCAAGGAACUAGAAUUCAGCACUCCUUCUCUCCUCCUGCCUUACCUUUUGCUGAUCGUGAACAUGGGCUUCUUCAUCCUCUGCUCCAGGACUGACCCAGGCGCCAUCACCAAAUCCAACCAGGCCCAGUUCCUCCAUGCAUAUCCCUACGAUGGCGUGAUGUUUGAGACAGGUGCAGAGUGCAUUACCUGUAAAGUGAAGAAACCUGCCCGGUCAAAGCAUUGUGGAGUGUGCAACGGCUGCGUGCAUCGCUUUGACCAUCACUGCAUCUGGGUCAACAACUGUGUCGGUGCCUUCAACAUCAAGUACUUCCUGGCCUACGUGCUCACUUUGACCUCCAUGGCUGCCUCCAUCGCUGGUUUGACAGCUGCUUUCCUCAUCCAGGUAGUCCUUUUGUCAAACCUGAUGCAGGGACAUUAUACCGAUGUCCAUGGAGAAGAGCACCCGGUUGAUGCCUCCUUCCUAAUUCAGCACCUUUUCCUGACCUUCCCAAGGAUCGUGUUCAUGCUCGGCUUCGUGGUCCUCCUCUCCAUUAUCCUGGCUUCCUACUUCUGCUUUAUUCUGUACCUGGUUAUGACCAACCAGACGAGCAAUGAGUGGUUCAAGUCCUCAAGAUUCAAGCACAGAAGCUACAGGAACAUUUACUCCAGAGGGGUCUGGAGCAAUAUGGUUGAAAUUGCCAGGCCUCUGACCAGCCCUACAAAGAAGAGAAGGUGAGGAGCCCUGAACAUUAAAUGGAUUCUACACAGAUCCUUCUGAAAACAGCUCAAUCGGAGCACAAUGUGGCUGGUUUGCAAGGGCUUCAAAAGUCAGGUAUGCCUCAUGUUAUUUGGCCUACUUUUUCUAUAAAUGGAAGUUGGUACUUUCUGCUGCUGUGGAGAUAUAGGAACCUAUGCCAAGAGACUUCAAGGCAGUGAAAGGGAGAAAUUGGAAGUAAAAUCAUGUUUAGGAUGUGGCCUGCUCUUGCUUUGAGCCAUGCUCGUCAUGAGAGCUAGAAACCCAAAGUUAAAUGUAAAGGCUCUUCAAAGACUUUUCAGAAUGCCCUUUCAUUUGCACAGAACACAAAGGUCCCUUUUAGAAAAGUGAUUACAUUAUUAAAGUUGGAAGAUGCCUCUUUUAUUACAUCAGACAGUAUAUAUAAAAUUAUACAUUAAAAAUUAUUUAUAAUCUUGGCUGUACAUCGUUACAAAAGAAACGUAUAGUGGCCUUUUUUGGUAAGUUCCCAGAGCAUUUCUCAAAAUAAUCUGUAAUACUAUGUAGAGUAAAGCGUUUUCAAACCUUCCUUUAAA